Molecule: messenger RNA, 1162 nt
Organism: Olea europaea var. sylvestris
Lineage: Eukaryota; Viridiplantae; Streptophyta; Magnoliopsida; Lamiales; Oleaceae
Product: protein HEAT-STRESS-ASSOCIATED 32
Exons: 5
Coding region: 124-981 (285 amino acids)
Source: RefSeq, a predicted model, not a curated record
UCAAGACUUCAUCCUGCCUCUUGAUUCUUCACUGCUUCACUAUUUUAAAAUCGAGAACGGUCCUUCCUUUCGAUUCCUCUGUAAACUUCAUACUUUAAUUCUGAGAGGAAACAUAGAAGAGAGAUGGCAGCCUACAGAUGGAAGAGCUUUUUCGAAGACGAGGAUCGACCAGAGAAGCCGAGAAGGUAUGGUGUCACCGAAGUGAGAGGACCACAUUAUUCUCUUUUCUCCCAAAACCUACUCCAGGAUGUUUUUGAAUCUAUGGGACAGUUUGUUGAUGGCUUGAAGUUCACAGGUGGCUCUCAUAGUUUGAUGUCAAAAAGCUACAUCAAAGAAGUGACUGAUAUGGCACACAAACACGAUGUAUAUGUUAGUACAGGCGACUGGGCUGAGCAUCUAUUGCGUAAAGGCCCAUCUUCUUUUAAAGAGUACAUUGAGGAAUGCAAGCAAAUGGGUUUUGAUACAAUUGAGAUAGACGUUGGAACACUAGGAGUCCCAGAAGAAACACUCUUGAGAUAUGUGAGGUUGAUUAAGAGUGGAGGUCUUAGGGCUAAGCCUCUAUUUACGGUAAAGGUUAACAAGUCUGAUAUACCCUCAAAUAUGGAUAGAGCAUUUGGAGCUUAUGUGGCACCAGCAGCUCGAACCUCAGAACUUGUUGAGGAUGUCGGCCUUUUGAUUAGAAAGGCGGAGAGAUGCCUUGAAGCUGGGGCAGACAUGAUAAUGAUUGAUGCCGAUGAUAUCUGCAGACAGGCUGAUUCUGUACGGGCUGAUAUUAUAGCAAAAGUCAUCAGUCGUCUAGGUCUUGAGAAAACAAUGUUUGAAGCAUCAAAUCCUAAAACGUCCGAGUGGUUCAUUAAACAAUAUGGCCCGAAGGUGAAUCUGCACGUGGAUCAUUCCCAAGUGAUGAAUCUGGAGUGCCUUCGAGGGGGCAACCUGGGUAAAAAUCAUGUGUCUGUUCUUGGUUCAUCGUAUUUUCUGUAGAGCUCUUUCUUCUUUUAGAAUUUUAGGUGGACAUGCUCAGCGAAAUUUAUGUUUCUUAUGGGUCUGUAUUUCCUACACUGGAGGAUGUUCUGUCAAAUUACCUACUCACACAUAUGGUUUAACGUUCUAAAUUUACUAGCAUAAUUAAAAUGGUCAACAGUGCACGAGAUUUUCUUGAAAA